Molecule: messenger RNA, 1297 nt
Organism: Oppia nitens
Lineage: Eukaryota; Metazoa; Arthropoda; Arachnida; Sarcoptiformes; Oppiidae
Gene: Dph5
Product: diphthine methyl ester synthase-like
Exons: 4
Coding region: 407-1237 (276 amino acids)
Biological process (GO): protein histidyl modification to diphthamide
Molecular function (GO): diphthine synthase activity
Source: RefSeq, a predicted model, not a curated record
GGUGUCAGUGACGGUGUGUGCGCUAUAUUACCAUAAGUGAUGUCAUAUAUCAUAACCAUGUAGUCAUCAAUGGUUUGUAUAGCACCGGCAGCUCAUGACUGUCAACCCAUUCAACACAAUCACUAAACCAAACAUUUGCUUAUUUGUGUGAAAAAAAACUUUUUAUUUGUUAAACAAAAUAUUUAAUAUAUAAAUGAAAUUUUGUUUUUUACAUUUCACUAAUAAACUACCGGUGCUAUAGCACUGACACAUCCAUAUCAACAACAGGUGUAUUACUCUACCAAUUGAGGGGUUGUCGUAGUUGUGGACGUCAUUGAGUGAUAUUUUUGUGGCUUUUAAAGAGUUUAAAAUUAUUUUGAAUGAAUCGGUGGUUGUUUUAGAUAAACUAAUUGUUUUCAAUCAAAUCAUGUUAUAUUUGAUUGGUUUGGGUUUGGGUGACGCUAAAGAUAUCACCGUAAAGGGUCUCGAAGUGGUCAGGAGUGCCAAACGUGUAUAUCUCGAGUCAUACACUUCCAUACUAUCCGUCAGUAAAGAAGCGCUGGAAGAGUUUUAUGGUCGAGAAGUUGUGGUCAGUGACCGUCUGUUUGUCGAACAAUCGGCUGAUGAGAUACUGGAAGACGCUGUUGUUAAUGAUAUAGCCUUUUUAGUGGUCGGAGACCCACUCGGUGCGACCACACAUACAGACCUUAUAUUACGGGCGCACCAGAAGGGUGUUAAGCACCGACUCAUACAUAACGCGUCGAUAAUCAACGCAUGCGGUGCCGCAGGUCUUCAGUUGUAUAACUUCGGCGAAAUUGUUUCGAUCCCCUUCUGGACAGACAACUGGAGACCCGACAGCUUUAUGGAUAAAAUUUUGUCAAACUUAAGGUCCGGUUUACAUACACUUUGUCUUUUAGAUAUUAAAGUAAAAGAGCAGUCCAUAGAAGCAAUGAUGAAAAGAAAGGUUGUCUACGAACCGCCCCGUUAUAUGAGUGUCACUGUUGCGGCCAAACAGUUACUCGAUAUCAUUGAAAUGAGACCACAAUUUCCGACGGAUUUAUUGAACGAUACAUCUGUGGCCAUAGCAUUGGCCAGAAUUGGUUGCGAUAAUCAGUGCAUAAAGACUUGUAAACUGAAAGACAUGUUGUCAUUAGAUAUGGGAGAACCACUUCAUUCAGUGAUAAUCCCCGGAAAACUACAUCCAAUUGAAACAGAAAUGUUGCGAAUAUUUGCCGAUAAUAUUGAUAUCGAGAUAUAAAAAUUUAUAUACUUUUUGUAAUCAUUUAUAACAAAAUUUGUGUCAUUUUAUACGGUUAUC